CUUAAGUUAAAGUUUAAAAACGAGUUAAUUUCACCUAUAUUCAAACGUGUGUUCUUAACAGUCAAAUAUAUCGAAAUAAGGAUUAAUUAUUAUUCGUUUUUAGACAAUAUUUUAGAAAAUUUAAAGCUGCGUCUGUUACAAAAAAAUGGAUUAAAAUCAACAGGAAAAGAGACAUAAAACAUUACUAUAAACAUAACAAAACUGGGAGAAUGUCGUCUUUAGAGUGUAUUUCGAAACAAAUUGGAAUAUUACUAAUUUUAGCAUAUGUGGUGAACGCGGGAGAAUAUUGCUAUACCCAAGACAGUCAUGACGUGACUGAAGAAUAUUGUGAUGGUUAUUGUUGCUCAUCAGAGGAUGACGGCUGUUGCAGUGAUUGGGGAUGGAUCGCCGGUGUUGUGGUCGGCUGCAUAGUACUGCUCGCCAUUGUGGGUACAAUUGUUUUUCUCGUCUGCCAAAAAAUGAACACCAAAAAACAACGCACGGUGAACGUGCAAAUGUCAAAUAACUAUCAGAGUAACUAUAGAAACAACACACGAAGACAAAAUAAUUUAAAUAACCAGAACAUGAUAUAUACUACAAAUAUGUCCGGGAACAACACUUUACCACCACCGCCACCAUACAGCCAGGUAUAUACCGCACCAGCUCCUGCAUACAAUAUGAAUCCGGCCUAUCCGGCUCCACCGCCGUACCCUGGGUCACCUCUACCGGGAUCGAACGCGUAUCCUGUAGGUAACAACGGAUUUCAACAGUCACAAACACAUAUGACGUCACAUGCGCAAAAUACCAAUGACAUGGCAUAUCCGCCACCUCCCGUCUCCUAAACAUGCGUUAAAGCAAAAAAGAAUUGAUUAGGGUCGAUUUUUCUAACAUUUAACCAGCAGGUUUCUUAAAAUGAUACAAUGAUUAAGUAAAUACAUUACAUGUAUCUCUGAAGCUUUAAAUGUAUUUUAUUAAUUAUCAAAUUCUUACAUAUAUUCGUUAAUUAACACUUUUUUACUACAGAUAUUACAAAUACAAAUAUGCAUUAUUAGAGGUAAACAUAACAAUAUGCCUUUGUGAGGACCACUGCAAAGUUUAUUUUAAUAACAUUUCGAUGAGAUCAAAAGGUCAGUCAAAUGAAUUGAAAGAUAUUACGGGUUACAUGAAAAAAAAUCAACAGACAAUACUACUUGUUUAUUAUAUACUUAUAAAUGAAAUAUUGAAAAAUAUUAAUGAAAAACAAUGAGUAUUUCCAAUUUCUGUAUUUUCACCGUAAAGUGAAAGUGAAACAUAUUUUCUGUAUUUUCACUAAAGUCUUGUGUCUUGCCGAACUACUUUUUUCUAAAUUUAGCCAAUACAUAAAAAUCUCAGUGGUAUUCUUUCAAAUUAUAAUGUCUAAAAAAUAAAUGAAAUAAAAAUGUAUAUAAUAAACAGAAAAUUCGAGUUUUUCUUUAAACACUGGAUUUAUUUCCAUCUUGUGAUUUGAAAAUUAUCAUAUUUCAUACCACUCGGUGAAAAUAAAUCUUGUAUUUAUAGAAAAAAAAUUGAAUAUUCUCUAUAAAUCCUCUUCUAUAAAAUAUCGAUUUGUGUAUUUGUAUUAUAUUCUUACAUAUACUCUGACCGUCAACUUUUGACUUAGUUCUGACAUACAAUAUUGUUAUUAAGUUAAACAAGAAAAAACUUGUGAGGAUUUUUUUUGACUCAUUAACAUCAUUAGUUGGUAAAAUAAAAUGACAGAAUUUGUCACUGAUUAACAUGAUCAGUGGUAAAUUCAAUGAUAUUACAUGUAUGUGAUAGUGGUGUUGUUUCCUGUGUUUGUAGAAAAUUGUCUUCUUUUUGUUCGUAUUUCAUUAAUUUAUCAUUAUCAUUUUCAAACAUGGUUUUUUGUACCAAAAUGUCUGCAUUUACUUUAAAAAGUACUUAUUUCUUUUAAGUUAAAUAAGUAUCUCUAUUUUCUUUUAUAUAAUUCUAAAUGUUAUACUAUAUUUGUUUUUAUAAUAAAUUAAUAACUAUUCUACUAUUUAGUCUAAAUUGACCUUACGUUAUGUAUAUUUUAUAAUGUGGUCCUUUUUUGUGUAAUUCCAAAUUUUGCAUUUGCUGUAAUAGCAAUUACAUGUGUAUAUAUGCAUGUAUGUAUGUUUUUUUUUCUGAUAUUUCUGUUCUAUGUGCUUUUUUUAUUCACAUGUUAAAAUGCAUUUAGAAAUAUUUCUUUAUAUCAUUUCUUGUGUUCAGUUAUACAUAUACACAGCUUUUUCAUUCUUUCAUUAAUAGUUUUUUUGUCUUUAUCUGUUUGAUAAGUGUGUUAAGGUGAUCUAGCUGGCCUAGAUAAAAUAAUUCACCUUUAACCUGUCAUCGUCGGAACGCACGGUACACAUUCCGUAUAUACUACGGAAUACUGUAUACUGGUAUACGGUAAAUAGCCCGUAUUUCUUAAAAGUUGUUCGUUAUCAUUUUUUGGAAAGUUAGAAAAAAGUUAGCCAGUCAUCAGUACAGAAUCUGGUCAGUCUGAACGGAUGGACAGGCUGGACUGGCUCUAUACUGACCUUUUUCGAUUUCACAGGUUAAAGGUUUUAAGUAUUAUCAUUUAUUUCUACGACUACUAAAUAAAUUAAAUAAUAUUUCUGGUAAA
This is a messenger RNA of Ruditapes philippinarum (Manila clam), 2608 nucleotides long. Its product is annotated as cysteine and tyrosine-rich protein 1-like. NCBI's taxonomy places the organism in Eukaryota, Metazoa, Mollusca, Bivalvia, Venerida, Veneridae. The record is from RefSeq and is a predicted model, not a curated record. Bases 210 to 821 code for a protein of 203 amino acids. The transcript is spliced from 4 exons.